AUGGAGCUGGUCCAGGACGCCACCCGCCCGCCGCUGACGUAUGUGAAGGGGAUCCCUCUCAUCAAGUACUUCGCCGAGGCACUCGGGCCCCUGCAGAGCUUACAGCCCUUGCCCGAUGACGUGCUCGUCAGCACCUACCCCAAGUCUGGCACCACCUGGGUGAGUGAGAUUCUGGACAUGAUCUACCACGGUGGCGACUUGAAGAAGUGCCAGAGGGCUCCCAUCUUAACCCGCGUGCCCUUCCUUGAGUUCAAGGGUCCGGGGUGCCCCACAGGUAUGGAGGUUCUGAACAAUACACCUGCCCCGCGGCUCCUCAAGACACACUUACCCCUGGCUCUGGUCCCACAGGGCCUGCUGGACCAGAAAGUCAAGGUGAUCUAUGUGGCCCGGAACGCAAAGGAUGUGGCCGUCUCCUAUUACCACUUCUACCGCAUGGCCAAGGUGCACCCUGAGCCCGGCACCUGGGACAACUUCCUGGAGAAGUUCAUGGCUGGGGAAGUGUCCUAUGGGUCCUGGUACGAGCACGUGCAGGAGUGGUGGGAGCUGAGGCGCUCCCACCCUGUUCUCUACCUCUUCUACGAGGACAUGCAGGAGAACCCCAAAAGGGAGAUUCGGAAGAUUCUGGAGUUCCUGGGACGCUCCCUGCCAGAGGAGACCGUGGAUCACAUUGUGCGGCACACGUCGUUCAAGGAGAUGAAGAAGAACCCCAUGGCUAACUACAGCACCUUGCCCGUGGAGUUAAUGGAUCACAGCAUUUCCGCCUUCAUGAGGAAAGGCAUCACGGGGGACUGGAAAACCAUGUUCACUGUGGCCCAGAACGAGCGCUUUGAUGCCCACUACGCUGAGAAGAUGGCGGGCUGCGACCUCAAGUUCCACUCAGCACUGUGA
This is a messenger RNA of Pipistrellus nathusii (Nathusius's pipistrelle), 888 nucleotides long. Lineage: Eukaryota; Metazoa; Chordata; Mammalia; Chiroptera; Vespertilionidae. The record is from the annotation of a GenBank genome assembly.